This is a messenger RNA of Pseudovirgaria hyperparasitica, 591 nucleotides long. RefSeq lists its product as uncharacterized. Bases 1 to 591 code for a protein of 196 amino acids. The transcript has 2 exons. The record is from RefSeq and is a predicted model, not a curated record. Lineage: Eukaryota; Fungi; Ascomycota; Dothideomycetes; Acrospermales; Acrospermaceae.
AUGACAUUCCAGCGUAUUUCACAGUUCGACGCCAACCAAACGUACAAUCAAGUCCAAUAUGGAACGUCAUCUCAUACACGUGGUGCAUACGACUCGUAUUGCGGCCAGUAUCCAACGCUGUCUUCGUCGCAAGCAAUGACUUACCAGCCUAUCUACUAUCAAUCCCAACCUUACCUGAAUUAUCAAAUCGUAUACCCACAUGGAGCACGUCCAGCUUACCAGCAAAUCCAUCCGCCACUCCAGCUUUUACAUCAUGUCUCAUCACAACAGAACCUGUCUUUGUACCCUCCUGCAUCCGAGUGCGAAGAAGAUUCCAGGACUUCAACCACGAAGCCGCCGAAAAAGUCGAAAAAAAUUUGGAGAUGCGAACGUCCUGGCUGUUCAUCAACUGCGGAAUUUGGACGCAAAGCCGACCUUGAUCGUCAUACCGACACAGUUCACGAGAAGCGAAAGAGCUUUGCUUGCCCUCACAGAUCGUGUGAUCGUUCCAUUCGUCCAUUCACCCGAAAAGACCAUCUUAUAGAACACCGCCGCGCUUACCACGGAGAGGAAAUCCAAAAACGCAAGCACACAAACCAAUAUGACAUUUGA